AUGGUCCUCGAACUCACCUACCAGGAUGUUGCCGAGCACAACACCAAGAAGGAUAUUUACAUCGUAGUUCAUGACAAGAUCUACGACUGCACCAAGUUUGUCGACGAGCACCCCGGUGGCGAGGAGGUUCUUCUUGAUGUCGGCGGACAGGACUCUACUGAGGCUUUUGAGGAUGUCGGCCACAGCGACGAGGCUCGUGAGACUCUGGAGCAGCUCUACAUUGGCAACCUGAAGCGCCAGCCCGGUGACCCUGCCCCCAAGAAGCAAGCCGCGGCCACCAGCUCCGCUAGCCACACCGAGAGCCCCGGUUUCGGUGUCGGUCUGUACGCCGUCCUCCUCAUUGGCGGUGUCCUCGCCUACGUCGCCUACCAGUACCAGCAGCAGCAACAGCAGACCGCUGCAUAA
Molecule: messenger RNA, 405 nt
Organism: Colletotrichum truncatum
Lineage: Eukaryota; Fungi; Ascomycota; Sordariomycetes; Glomerellales; Glomerellaceae
Product: cytochrome b5
Biological process (GO): sterol biosynthetic process
Cellular component (GO): intracellular membrane-bounded organelle; endoplasmic reticulum membrane
Molecular function (GO): heme binding
Source: RefSeq, a predicted model, not a curated record